CCAACAAGGGCUUGUGACCCUGGAUCAUUUGUAUUUGCAUCCUCCCUUUGGGGGACUGAUAGAAGGCAGUCAUUUCACUCAGAUUUAAUUUGAUGUGCUUUUCAAAUGGCAGCCAAAAAGAAAGAAGUGAGCCUCCAGACACCCAUCACAAUCCAAGAGCAAUGGGAUGAAAUGCUUGCGACAAAAGGUUUAACAGUGAUCGAUGUGUACCAGCAGUGGUGUGGUCCCUGCAAAGCCGUGGUCAGCCUCCUGCGGAAGAUCAAGAACGAGCUGGGCGAAGACCUGCUGCAUUUUGCCACAGCCGAGGCAGACAGUAUGGAGGCUCUGGAGAAGUACCGGGGGCGUUGUGAGCCCACCUUCCUGUUCUUCGGGGGGGGCCAGCUGGUGGGGGUCCUACGGGGAGCCAAUGCGCCCCUGCUGCAGAGGAGGGUGCUGGAGGAGCUGGCCAAGGAGAAACUGGUGAUGGAGCAAGGAGGGGCGAGGAGGACGGUAGAAGAUGACGGUCUGGUGGAGGAGGAGGAGGAGGAGGAGGAGGAGGAGGAGGAGGAGGAAGAACACGGGGACGGCAUCAAGCUUCUCCAUGAUGAAAGCAUGCUCGUCCCUCCCAGCGAGGGCUUCACCCUGGCCAUCCUCAAACCAGAUGCAUUUGCUACCGGCAAUGCAGAGGAGAUCAUUACGAAGAUCCGAGACGCUGGCUUCCAGAUCCUGGCCCAGGAGGAGCGAGCGCUGGGCGAGCAGGUGGUGCAGGAGCUAUACCGCCCCCAGGAGGCAGAGCCAUACUUCGAGGAGUUGGUGCGGUUCAUGUCCAGUGGCCCCUCCCACAUCCUGGUGCUGUCUCGGGCGGGACCGGGGCCAGCCAACGUGGUCCAGGCCUGGCUGGACUUCAUGGGGCCCACUGACGUAGAGGAAGCCAAAAGGGACAAACCACACAGCUUGCGGGCGUGGUACGGCACGCGGACGCCGCUCAACGCUGUGCACGGCAGCACGGACCGCCUCCAGGCCGGCAGGGAGCUGGCCCUCCUCCUCCCCCACUUCAGCCUGGCCGGGGCGGGGCAGGAAGGGCGCGGGGAGCGGACGCUGGCACUGCUCCGCCCCGCCGCCGCCAGGGACCGCAGAGAAGAGCUCCUGUCCCGGGUCGGUGCUGCAGGCUUCAGGGUGGCCCUGCGGAGGGAGCUGACCAUGACAGAGGACCAGGUGAGACUGUUCUACCGUCACCAUGCCGACGAGGAGCCCUACCCCGCCCUGCAGAUCAGCAUGACCAGCGGGCCGGCCCUUGCCCUGGUCCUGGUCCGAGACCACGCCAUCCAGACCUGGAGGGCCCUCCUGGGACCGGCGGACCUCACCCAGGCCAGGAAGGAGGACCCAAACUGCCUCAGAGCGCUGUUCGCUGUGGAGACGGAGCCGCUGAACCAGCUGCACGGCAGUGCCAGCGCAGACGAGGCCCAAAGGGAGAUCGACCUGCUGUUCCCCGUCCAGCGCACCCUGGCCCUCAUCACGCCGGGCGCCCUGCAGCAGCACAGAGAGGAGAUCCUGGAGGAUGUCAGGGCCGCAGGGUUCUCUGUGGUCCGGGAGAAGGAGGCGGUCCUGAGCAGGGAGGAGGCAGAGGACUGGUACAAGGAGCAGCGGGGCCAGCCGGCCUUCACCCCGCUCCUGGAGGUCCUGUGUGGGGGCCCCUGUCUGCUGCUGGUGCUCACCAAGGAGAAUGCCGUGGAGGAGUGGAUGGCCCUGAUGGGCCCUUUGGACCCGGUGGAGGCCAGGGAGUCGGCCCCCGGCUCCCUGAGGGCCCGCUUCUCCUCUGACCUCAUCCACACCGCCGUGCAUGGCUCCUCCAGCGAGCAGCACGCCGAAGAGCACAUCCUCCGCCUGUUGGGAGACCUCUCCUCAGACCCGGGGCUCUCUGGACCUGCUGACCCCCCAGAAGAAGCAGAGGAGCCGGUAACAGAGGCAGAGGGGAGUGUCUCGGGGUCAGGUGUUGAGGUCCCCCCCUCAGGGGCCCCUGAUCAGCAGUGUGCCGAGGGCCACCCUUCAGGGACCCCUGAUCAGCAGUGUGCCAAGGGCCCCCCUUCAGGGGCCCCUGAUCAGCAGGGGGCCGAGGGCCCCCCCUCAGGGGCCCCUGAUCAGCAGUGUGCCGAGGGCUACCCUUCAGGGGCCCCAGAUCAGCAUGGGGCUAAGGGGGGGCAUGUCCCGGGGUCUGGCCCCCCCCCAGGGCCCCCUAACCAGCAGGGGGCUGAGGGCCCUGCCCAGCAGGAGACAGGUGAUGAGCCAGGGGUCCUUGAAGCCCAGCAGCAGAACCAGGAGCAGUGUUUUAACAGCUGAGGCAGGUGGCUCAGGAAGUAGAGCGGGUUAGCUGGUAACCAGAAGGUUGCUAGUUUGAUCCCCGGCUCCUCCUCACUGAGUGCCGAGGUGUCCCUGAGCGGGACACCUCACCCUGAUUACGAGUUGGCUGUCCUGUCGCCCUGUGUGAGGCAAUAUUGUAAAGCGCUUUGAGUGGCCACUGGUUAGAAAAGCGCUAUAGAAAUGCUGUUCAUUCACCAUUAACACUAGAACAGCCGUCGAAGGGGUCAAAUGACCCCUGUGAGUUUAAAAAAUAUAUAUCUUUGCACUCGAUAACGUUCCAAAUCCCUACUUUCUUGACUUUUCCUAAAUAUGUCUGUUGUACCACCCUGUGUUCAUAAAAAAAAAUUCAGACCGGGAAAGGUAUUAUAAAGCAUUUUUUUAUGUGUUCCCAUGUAAUUGUUUUUUUCCAAGGAUGCAGUGCUCUUUCUUUGACAGCAGAGGUCGCAAGGGGACAUUCUGAUGUGAAUAAGAUUGAUAUCUAUAGGUAGAUAUUAGGCAGGCAGACAGACAGACAGGCAGACAGGCAGGCAGACAGACAGACAGACAGGUGCAUAUUUACCGCGACCACUGGACUGGAGUGAGGGUUCUUCUAGUAGGCUGUUUAGAACGGGGCUUCAACAAAAAUAAGUGCGGGGGGAAGGCGACGUGUCGACACAAAUUAUUCAUGGCGACGAUUUUUUUAGACUAGUUGUCCCAGCUCUAUGCAUUACCGUAAUGCAUUACUUUUGUAAUGCGUUACUGCCCAACACUGCAAAUAACCAAGUGACUUGGGUUUUAAAUGAGUGUAUUAGAGUAUAGAGUACAUUGACAUUCAGUAAGUCAGUAAAAAAAGAAAACAAAAAAAUACUGCUGACUUUGAAUGAACUAGGAACUGGAUGAAAAAUAAAUGUCUUUCGGGACAGCAGUCUCAAGACAUAUUUAUUACAUAAAAAGUAAAUUAAGCCUAAUUUCUCUGAUAUAAAGGAAAUUACAAAAAUAAGCCGACGGCAAGAAUUGGAUGACGUACCCAGGACACGAACUCUAGUAACCCGUAUCGCAGGGCAGACGCUAAACCACUCAGCCAACUGCUGGUUCAUAAAGUUGAUGGAAUGGAGUGAUUUUGACAAAAUAUCCACAAUAACAAUAUAGGCAUCUCAAUUAAUUUAAUUACUUUAUUUGCAUCAUUUAAUCUUAAACCCUUAGUGAAAAUAUAGGCUGUUUGUACUUCAUAUAUGUACAUUUGACAAAAUCUUGAGGACUAGGCUUGUGACACACACACACACAUGUGGCGCUCGUGCGGUAAUAGCUCGUUGGCGCCACCUAGUGAUCAUUAUAUGCAAAUGCACAGCCUCCCAUUCAAAUGACUUAGGGGUCACUUGACCCCUCUUGUGGCGCUAGUAGUAAGUAAAAACGGCCCGGCGUUUCUAGUGUUAAUGGAGCAACGUCCCACUCUAAUAAAAUUAACCAUUUUUCAACGCUGUGGUCUUCAGUUCCUCUUCAGGGAACUCCAUCCCCUCCCCCCCCCUCCUGGGGGGUUCCCUGCCUGGCUGGCUUUGGGGUCUGGUUCUGAAGGCAGGGACCCCUGGGCUGACUGGGGGGUCUGGUCCUGUGCUGGCUGGGGUGGGGGUGGGGGUGACCAGAUGGAGUAGAGUAGGGCAGCCAGUCCUCAGCUGCCCAGUUGGACCAGCCCAAGCGAGCCCUGAUGGUGGAGUUUGUGGACUGAGUUUGUCAGUUUAAAAUAGGGGUCCUCAGAAGAACUGAAACCUCUACACAUAAAUGCAUCACACCAAUUACUGAGGUUUGCUUCCAAAACCUGGUUUCCUCUAACUCCAUUAACUGGACUAUUAACUACAGGCUCAGCUGAAUCUGCCCUCCGCUCAGAGCAUCCUCUAUCACUAUGGCAACCAAGAGAGAUGCACUGAAGACUCGUUCGUUAUUUUAAAAAAUAUAAAGUUUAUUGUGUUACUUAUAUACAACAUAUACUAAUCCAACAGACAUGAUACAUGGUACAGUCGACCAGUGUUUCUAUUUCCAUCUGAAUUAUUGUUGGACACGCCGCCUCUUGCUGGGGCUCUGGGCGUCUUCGAGGCUGGGGGGGGGCUCUGAUGCUCUGUCCUCACAGUCCUCCACCGCCUCCAGCAGCAGCUCCUCGUCCCAACCGUCCCCCUCAGUGAAGGACCUCUGAAACAUGUCUGUGAUGGUCCUCUGCUGCCGGUCCUGGACCCACAAACACAAUGGGUGGCCUACACAUGGGACUGAACUGUUACACCCCAGUUAACUACUGAGGGAUAAUGAACAGUAAUGUAGAACUUCCCAGUAAGUGUUACUGUUACUUUAUUAUAUAUUGGAAGUGAUAGAUGUUAUAAUUACGUUCUAGGGUAUUUGAGGAAAUUAGUACCAACAUUUACCACCUUAUUCCAAAUGCAGGCAUAUUUUAUGUUGUAUUUUAUAAAUGUUAUAAUUAUACCAGAUUACAGGUUUGUUUAUUGUCCUUCCUGAUCUCCAUACUGUGUGUCUGUGUAUGCGUGAUUAGUCCCAGUGCACAGGUGGCCACACCUUUAGGACGCAUUUUAUACAGUUGAUGGUCAGGACUAGUACGCCUUGCCGGUGAGUGAUUAUAAACUAGCAUGCUAGUAACUGAAAUCAAGAAUUAAUGUCACGGGAAUGUUUGUAUAAUUUCAUUGUUUAAUUCUGGGUUUUGUGUUUGUGUUUUCGUCGCAGGUUUACAACCUAUCUAUCUGUCUAACUAACAGUUAUUGUCAACUUGAGGGGCUAGCGCACUUGGUAGUCAGGCUACCUAGCGCGUGGGUGCUUAUUGUUUGUGUGAGUGCAAUAAAAGUCCAUAAAGUUA
Messenger RNA from Gadus morhua (Atlantic cod), 5167 nucleotides. It is a transcript of the gene nme9, whose product is annotated as NME/NM23 family member 9. The record is from RefSeq and is a predicted model, not a curated record. Lineage: Eukaryota; Metazoa; Chordata; Actinopteri; Gadiformes; Gadidae. Gene Ontology annotation, molecular function: nucleoside diphosphate kinase activity. The transcript is spliced from 17 exons. Bases 106 to 2316 code for a protein of 736 amino acids. Gene Ontology annotation, biological process: CTP biosynthetic process; UTP biosynthetic process; GTP biosynthetic process.